GGGCACUGGGGAAUGAAGAGGGCAAGUAGCAGGACCCCCAUCUGCCUUUCAUUCAACAAAAUCUCCCUAAUCCCCUUCAUCUAGCUCCCCAGUUGUCCAGUCUAGCUCUCACUGGAGUGUGUCAGUACCCGGCUUAAAGCAUGUCAGUAGCUUUUCAUCUACCUAAAAUAAAAAAAACCUCUAAGUCAUGGCCUACAAGACCGGGUGACGCUGGCCCUACUGGUAAUUCUACUGGGUACCCCCCACCACUCUCCUUGCACACCGUGCCCCACCUUGCCCAGCGCUUUCCCACUGCAGGGCCUUUGCACUUGCUGCUCUUCUUCCUGGGGCUCUGCUCUGCUCUUUGCUUGACUGGCUGCUUUCCUCAUUCAGGUGUCAAUUCACACGGUACCUCCUCAGUGAAGCCUUCCCUGACCCCCUCCCCCUAGGUACUUUUUUGAUCUCACAUCCUUAUUUUAUUUUCUUCCCAGCCCUUGCCCUAAUCUCAAAGUAUGGUUGUUUAUUUGUUAGCUUUCUCAUCUGCCUCCUGCCCCAGAAUGUUCGCUCUUCAAGAACAGGGAUCUUUACUGUCCCUAGACGUACACUGGCAUGUAUGUAGUAGGUGCUCAAUAAGUUAUUUGUGGAAUAAAAGAAGAGUGAAAGCAAACUUUCUUUUAUCUUCCCCUACAUGCACUCAGUCACCAAGGCUAGUCCAUUUUGUAUCCUAAAUGUUUCUAGAAUCAAUUUUCUCCUCUCUUUGGACCCUUCCUUCACAACUAGAACCAAUUCAACAACCUCUAUCCUGGGUCUCCUCCCCUGUGUCUUUUGCUGCCCACCCACAUUCUGCAUAUCAAGAGAACUUCUUUGAUAUUAGUCACACGUGCUUCCUUGCUUCCUUGCUCAAUAGUCUUCAAUGGCUCCCAGGGCCUUCAGGAUAAAAUCCAAGCCUGAGAGCUGCCAUGAAGCCUCUCCCCAGAUGGACUGGAUCCUUAUUUCCAGUCUUCAUUUCCUCCCUCCCCCAGAAACCCUACCAUGUUCACAGGGCGUGCGGACUUAAUUUUGAGGGCAAGAAGCUAUUGGGGGUCUAUAAGUCAGGAGCUGACCUGACUCGAUUUGUAUUUUCCACAGCUCCCCCUGGCUGCCCUGUGGAGGGUGGGUUGGAGGGAGGCCAGAGACACCAUUGUGAAAAGCACGCAUUCAUCCAUUCAUUCACCAAAUGUUUAUUUACUACUACGUUUAUUUACCAGCAUCUUGCUAUAGGCUGGGGAAACAGCAGGUGACAGGAAAGGGUUCCUAAUCUCAUGGGGCUUUGAUGCAAGUUUGGGGCCAAGGAAGGGUAAAGGGGACAGGUAAUAAACAACCAAUAGACAAUUUCAGGUGGUGAGAAGUGCUCUGAUGUGAUAUAAUGGUGGACAGGUGAUGGAGGGAGCUACUUUAGAAAUGGUGGUCGGGGAAGGCCUCGUUGAGAAGGUGACAUUUGAGGCGAGACCUGAGGUGGGGAAAGCUUCAUGUGUUCAGGUAAGUGCAUAUUUAGUUAGACACUGCCAUAUUCUUUAUUCCAGAGUGACUGUCCUAUUUCAUAUUCCCAUCAACGAUAUAUGAGAAACCCAGUUUCUCUGCAUACUCACCAGCACUUGGUGUUAAAACUUCUAUUUUAGCCAUUCUGAAAGGUGUGUGGUAAUGAAAGUUGUGGCUUUCGUUAGGGCGGCUUUGAAUCUCCUAAUUUUCUAAUAACAGCUAAAGAUCAACCUUGACCUCUGCCUACUCUUUCCUGCUUCUCUCCAAACCUGCUGGGAAAGAUGAUGAUGCCUGCUUCACAAUCUAAGUUUUAAUUUUUUGCCUUUCUCAUACCUUGCCCUUCCUUUUCUUACAUGUAUAUAAUAGAAAGGGUGCAAUGUUAGGCUUAAAGAAUUCACCUUCCCCAAACUUCCAUCCAAACCUCCUAUAAAACCCACUGCUCUCUCCUUCCUAGGGGUGUAUUAGGCAGGUAGCCUUUGCCUGACACCUAGGGAGAUAGAGGAAUGAAAUGCAAAAGGGGAACUUACUUUCCUUAUCCCUCCCCAUUGUCUGAAAAGUAUUUACUCCUCCCAGAAAAACCCUCUACAAAACCCAAAGGUCUCCCCUUUUCUCUCGUGAACGCCUUUUUCAGCCUCCACCCAUCUGCACCCAGAUGCUCAAAAUAAAUAGCAUUUUGCUACACAGGAGGCUUCGCCCCUCCAGACCUAACAGCUUUAAUGUGCAUUUCCCUAAUGGCUAACGUUGAACAUCUUUUCAUGGGUAUAUUUGCCACCUGUGACAUCAGUGAGAUGUCUGUUCAUGUCUUUUUUCCACUUUCAAACCGAAUAACUAGGUUUUUAGCAGGGAUGAGACAUGAUUUAUGUUUUACAAAAAUCACUCCAGUUGCUUUGAGUAAAGGGGCCACGAGUUGAUACACCUGUGGAGCAGGUAGGACAUGAACUAUGGCCGUCCAGGAGAGAGAUGAGGGGAGCUGCAAUUGGCUGCUAGCGCUGGAGAUGGAGGGAAAGGGACACAUUCUGGAAUAUUCAGUACAUCGGAGGGAAAGUUUCCUGGACUUGCGGGAGGAUACGAAGAAUCAAGGACUUCCAGGGGCCUGGGGUGUCCUUUACAGAGGGAGAAACAGGUUGGGGGAAGGGGAAUCGAGGCUCUGGAUUUAAGGUCACAGAUAAUGAGAGGUUGACCUAGGCUGAGGCCGAGAGGAGAGCAGGGAUUUGAGGGCGAGGGGAUUAGCAGGAAGCGGUGACUGGGUUGCACAUCAACAUGGGGGUGAGGACGUGCAAGUUUCCGACUUCUACGACUGACGACGACACGGGGACUCCGAGGCGCCCAGAAAAAUGAAGCCGACCCAGCCCUGCCCCGAGGGACGCUCCACGAGGGCGGAGGUGCAGGGAGGGCCGGGCCCCGGGUCGCCGUAGCCAGCGCCGAUCCGAGCGCGGCUCCAGCCUGGGGGAGAGGGAGAGCGCGCCUCGUGCUCCAGGCCGGGGCCACUCGCGUCCCGAAGGAGGUGUAAUCGGAGCAGAAGUUCCAAGGUCACGGAGAGACACUAGGGAAGGCGUCUGAAGAAGAAAACCUCUUUGGGUUCGGAGAGCAGGCGUCCACACUACCAGCGCGGCCCAGCCACGUAGGGAGAGGGGCGGGGCCGCUGCCCACUCGGGCAUCUUCGGCCGAGGCUCGGCAAUCCCUCCGCCUCCGGCGGAGCCCUCAGCCCCCGGGGCCGAUCCGGAAACAGCCGAGCGGAUCCGGAAACAGCCGAGAGGACCCGGAAGCGGUGAGCCGUCUCCACGGAGUGCGGGAAUCCGCCGUUUGCGCCGAGGCGAUGGCGGCAGCUGCGCCGGUGGCCGCGGGCGAGGACGGGCGGCGGCGGCAGCCGGGGGCCGCGCUGGACCCGCAGCCCCAGGACGGGGCAAAGGCUGAGGCCGAGUCAGGUGAGCUGGGCCGGCUUCGGGCUGAGCUGGCAGGCGCCCUGGCAGAAAUGGAGACCAUGAAGGCUGUGGCUGAGGUGAGCGAGAGCACGAAGGCCGAGGCUGUGGCUGCAGUGCAGCGGCAGUGCCAAGAGGAGGUGGCUUCGCUGCAGGCCAUCUUGAAAGACUCCAUCGGCAGCUACGAAGCCCAGAUCGCUUCCCUGAAGCAGGAGCGGCAGCAGCAGCAGCAGGACUGGGAGGAGAAGGAGCGGGAGCUGGUCCGCCUGAAGCAGCUGCUGGCCCGCACGCACCCGCUGGACUCCUUGGAGAAGCAGAUGGAAAAGGCCCAUGAGGACUCAGAGAAGCUGCGGGAAAUCGUGCUGCCCAUGGAGCAGGAGAUCAGGGAGCUGAAGGCGAAACUGCUGAGGGCGGAGGAGGUGAUCGAAGAGAUGCAGAGACAGCCCCAGCAGCCCGCUUCCCUGCAUGGCUCCACGGAGUUGCUGCCCCUGUCCCGGGACCCGUCGCCCCCGCUGGAGCCUCUGGAGGAGCUGAGUGGCGACGGGGGCGCAGCAGCCGAGGCCUUUGCCCACAACUGCGACGACAGUGCCUCCAUCUCCUCCUUCUCCCUGGGUGGCGGGGCCGGCAGCAGCGCCUCCCUGCCCCGCAGCCGCCAGGGCCUGAGCGCUGAGCAGGAAGAGACAGCCUCUCUGGUGUCCACGGGUACCCUGGUCCCCGAAGGCAUCUAUCUGCCCCCUCCUGGCUACCAGCUUGUCCCAGACACCCAGUGGGAGCAGCUGCAGGUGGAGGGGCAGCAGCUGCGGAAGGACCUAGAGAGCGUCAGCCGUGAGCGGGAUGAGCUGCAAGAGGGCCUGAGACGGAGCAAUGAGGACUGUGCCAAGCAGGUGCAGCUUCUCCUGGCCCAGGUUCAGAACUCAGAGCAGCUGCUGCGGACCCUGCAGGGGACGGUGAGCCAAGCCCAGGAGCGGGUCCAGCUGCAGAUGGCAGAGCUGGUCACCUCCCACAAGUGCCUGCACCACGAGGUAAAGCGGCUGAAUGAGGAAAACCAAGGGCUCCGGGCAGAGCAGCCACCAUCCUCAGCUCCCCAGGGCCUGGAGCAGGACGACGGCGAGGGGGAGCCGCUGCCUAGCCUGGUGCCUGAGCUGCAGCUGCUGGUGCGCCGCACGCGGCAGGAGGCGCGGGCCCGGCAGCAGGCGCAGGAGCACGGGGCCGAGCGCCUGCGGAUUGAGAUUGUGACGCUGCGGGAGGCGCUGGAGGAGGAGACGGCCGCCAGGGCCAGCCUGGAGGGGCAGCUGAGGGUGCAGCGGGAGGAGACAGAGGUGCUGGAGGCCUCCCUGUGCAGCCUGAGGACAGAGAUGGAGCGGAUCCAGCAGGAACAGAGCAAGGCCCAGCCCCCAGACCUCUUGGAACAGAGGGUCAAGGUGAUGCGGCUGCAGGCAGAGCUGGAAACCAGCGAACAGGUGCAGAGGGACUUUGUGCGACUGUCCCAGGCCCUACAGGUGCGCCUGGAGCGGAUCCGCCAGGCGGAGACUCUGGAGCAGGUGCACGGCAUCCUCGACGAGGCGCCCCCGAAGGACGUCAGGGACAUCAGGGAUACCUGAGAGGCCAGGGCGAGGACCACCCCCACCCGGGGAGGACUCUCUUCUGCACCCCCGCACCCUGAGGCCCGGGCUUCGGGGGUCUCGGGUGGAGUCUUCACCCUCUCCAAGCCGGGGGUUGAGGUGACAGGGCUGCUACUGUCCUGCUCCUCCAGCAUCUGCUCCCAGGGGUGGCUGGGCCUCCUGCUCUCAGGGAUGACACCCGGGUGAGGGUCCCAACCCCCUCCCAGAACCAAAGGUGCAGGCUCAGCCCUGCGGCUUUCUGGCUGCUGUGCCACCACUCCCAGCCAGCUCCCAGCCUCUGCAGCAGCGUCCCCUGCUCCCGCACAGCCGGCCCGUGGAGGCUGGGAGCCUCCGCCCUGUGUCAGUGGGGCCCUUGUACUGGGCCCCGGGACAGGCAGCUGCUCUCUGGUCUGCAUGACAUUAAGACGCCUGUCCACAGGGGCUCGACCCAGGCUUCAAGAUGAGCACAGAGGCAAGGCCAGACUUUUCUGUCAUUUAUUUUCAAUAAAUAAGCAGCUCAGCUCA
Molecule: messenger RNA, 5542 nt
Organism: Microcebus murinus (gray mouse lemur)
Lineage: Eukaryota; Metazoa; Chordata; Mammalia; Primates; Cheirogaleidae
Gene: RABEP2
Product: rabaptin, RAB GTPase binding effector protein 2
Biological process (GO): endocytosis
Cellular component (GO): intracellular membrane-bounded organelle
Molecular function (GO): GTPase activator activity; growth factor activity
Source: RefSeq, a predicted model, not a curated record